This is a messenger RNA of Rhodamnia argentea, 1175 nucleotides long. Its product is annotated as E3 ubiquitin ligase BIG BROTHER-related-like. The record is from RefSeq and is a predicted model, not a curated record. Bases 360 to 1175 code for a protein of 271 amino acids. The transcript has a single exon. Gene Ontology annotation, biological process: protein ubiquitination; negative regulation of organ growth. Lineage: Eukaryota; Viridiplantae; Streptophyta; Magnoliopsida; Myrtales; Myrtaceae. Gene Ontology annotation, molecular function: ubiquitin-protein transferase activity; ubiquitin conjugating enzyme binding.
GCCACGGAAAGUUUUUUCCAUUGCUGUUGCAUGAAACUUGUCGUCUCCUUAAAGCAAUCUCUAGCAAAACCUCCGAUGUGUUUCCUUGCCUAGCUUGAAUUGGAGGCCUACACACGUUGGUUGUCUGCACGUUUAUGUCAAAAAAGAAUAUGGAAUGUCGUCGCUCUCUGGACAUUUGGUUUCUUCGCCUUUGCAUUGAGAUUGCCUUCUUUCUCAAGAAACCUAAAGCUUCAUCUCCUUCCAAUCCAUCCCCAUAUAUCCGUUUUCUAUCCAAUCUUUGAUCUUUCGUCUAAGUUGUUAAGAAGGGUCAAAGAGAGAUAGCUCUCCUAAUCCAAUACUCAUCGCCUUUCGAACUCGCCAUGGACGACGGAGAGGCCAAGAGUGACUCGAGGAGCAGGCCGGCCACCCCGCCUCCUCCCGCCGCUAGGAACGAUGACGACCUUGGCCCCGAUCUCGCCUUCCCAUUGUCCCUGCUACAAGAAAAGGAAGAACGAGAAGUACAAGAAGUACAAGAAGAGAGAGACCGCCGCUCGGCAGCAGCCGCGCUCUCCACCAUCGAGAGCGAGACAGAAGAGGAGGAGGAGGAGGCCAGCGACGAGGAGUCGAGCGACUACAGCAACGAAGAAGACCGUUACUUCUACUUCCUGUGGAACGCGUUCGAAGUAGAACUCGGGUUCCCGGAGGGAGAAGACAGCAGCCGUUACUUCAACUCCCUGCGCAACGCGUUCGAAGGAGAACUCGGGUUCCCGGAGGGAGAAGACAGCAGACCGGGCCACUUCGACAUGCUGGAGUCCGACGACAUAGACGUGCCGGAGUCCGACGACAUCGACGUGCCGGAGUCCGAUGACAUCGAUCCCGACGAGCCGUCGUACGAGGAGCUGAUCGAGCUCGGAGAGAUCAUCGAGGAAGAGAAGAGAGGGCUGUCGCUAGAGCAAAUCGGCAAAUGCUUCAGGCCAUACACUUUCCGAUCCCAAUCGCUAGCCGAACAGAAGAACGGAGCGAUCGACAGAUGCGUCAUCUGUCAAAUAGAAUAUGAAGAAGGUGAAAAGCUAGUGGUUCUUGAUUCCUGUGAGCAUCCUUACCAUUCAGAAUGUAUCACCCACUGGCUCCGAGCUCAGAAGACGUGCCCCAUCUGUUUCUCCGAAGUUUCAGCUCCCGAGAAAUCAUUGACUUAG